UCAGUGGCCGCCGUGGCCCUGGCUUCCCUCAGUGCGAUAGCGACUUAACGGGCGGGCCCCUCACUUCGGGCUGUUAUUUCUUAACUUCCCGCCUCUGUCACUGGCUCUCGCCAAGGCCUGGGCCCAGUGCCCGGCCCCCUGGUAAGUGAUUAAGAGCCACCUUGGCCCUUCCUGUCUCCUGGGACCCCAGGGAGGCCUCCCACCCAGUCGUCUAGCUCCAGUGUCUUUUCUGCCUCCCUGCCUGGCCCCUCCUGGUUUUCCAAGUCCGGCCUCUACGCCAGCCCCAGGUGGGGUGGUGGUGCUGGGCGCACGGUGGGGUUAGAGUCGGGGCAGUGGAGACCGAGUGGCAAGUGUACAUGGCAAGUGCUCCAACAGGGCUCAGUCCAGGAAGGCUCCCCGGAGGAGGUGACCUUCAAGUUUGGCCUGAGGUCAUGCGAGUACAGGAGGCGGGAACAGGGGUGUGCAGGAAGGUGGGGAGCAGUGGGAGGAGAGACCGGCUCCAUUUUGAGCUGCCUUCUGCCAAGAUCCAGCCUGAGGUUCCCCCCCUGAGGACCCCAGUGACUGCCGCAAAAGAGCCCGCCCCGGCACCUCCCUGCGCCAGCUCAGCCCCAGGACCCUUCCCCUCCAAAGGCAUCACUGUCUUUGUCCACUGUUCUUGCCCCUGGGGCCUCCUGUCUUUACUUCUUCCUGCUCACUCUCACCCUGCGCGCCUCAGGGCUCCGGGCAGGGAUGUCCUCCCCCACUGUCCACACCCCCAUGGCCUCAGGUCCACGGGGCCUCUGGCUCUCUGCCAGGCUUUCCAGGCCGGCUUCUCCGGGGUUCCCAGGGGACGGGGCACAGGCCUGGUGGAUGACACCUGGGGGCCGAUUGACCACUCAGCCUCGGUUGCCUCGUCUGUGAGCUAGGGACAUCCGUGCUUAUGUCCCUGGCUUGUGAGGAAUAACCGAGAACAGCAGUGGGGACAGUCACACAGGGUCAGCCUCCCCAUCUUGCCCCUCCUCCGAGGGGCACACAGGAAGUGCAGAUCCCCAGGGGAGGGCACGCCCAGACCAGGCCUGGGGAAAUAACCCCCGUUCUGCCAGCCAGCCUGGGGCAGGGUUUGCCAAAAGGAAGGGGUGACCCAAUCUGGUGUCACAAGGUGGUGUGCUGUUGGGGUUUGGUAGCACUGGGUAGCACCCUGUUGUUUUGAUAAACGCCCUGGAAGUGAGCGGGUUUGCCAUGACUGUCCCCAUGUGAAACCUGGGGAAACUGAGUCCCACAGACAUUGAAGCCUUCACCCUGCUCAGGCCUCAGGGUGGGGUGCGCGGAGGGGUGGCCGCAGCACGGAAGGGGCGCAGUUGCUGGAGGGGCCUCGGGUAGGGGUGGAGUGUGCCCCGGAGCCCAGCCAGGUCUUGAGCGCCUAGGCCUGCCACCACGUGGACCGGGCUGGGUGGUGCAGCUCCCUCUGGUGCUGGGUCGGCCCCUGGGCCUUGGUCCCGCCCCCAGGUGGUGGAGCCCAGACCGCAGGGCCCAGUGGCUCUUUCCCGCACCCUUUCCUGGUGCAGGGCCCCUCCUCCCGGCGUCUCCCAGGUAAGUGCCCCUAACCUGGGGCUCGGGGGCGGUGCCCGCGUCCUCCCAGCCCCUUUGGCUCCCUGGCUCCACCCCUUCCGAAUUCCUUUGGGCCCCUGGGGCCACUGGGCCGAGUUUCCUCCCUGGGGUGGCCUGGGUGUCCCUGGUUUGACUCUCCGGAAGGCUGUGGGUAGGCGGGUACCGCUGACCGCCUGCAGGGAGUGGGGGAGCCACGGCAGCAGUGUUGAGGGGCUCUGGGCUUCCUGGAAAGGGACCCUCCCUGCCCCUCCCCACCUGGCUCAGGGCUUAGGAACGGUGCACCUGGGAACUCACUGGGCCUGCCCGAACCUGAAGGAGGGUGCCAGGUGCCAGGUGCCUGGUGCCAGCCGGAAGUCAGUCCUGGGCAGUCAGUCCCGGCGAGGGCUGCUGGGACCAGGCCAUAGACCACCCCACCUCCCUGCUCCUCCCAACCCCACUCCCACCCGCUUUGCUGUUUGGAGAAGGGGUGAGUCAGGACGCCUGUGGAUCUGGGCACGGGAGGGUCCGUGUGAAGGAUCCCAGCUUCAGGGACUGGGCUGGGACGCAUACCACUGGCACCUGUCCAGCGCCUUUCCAGGCUGAGGGUGGAACCUACCCGAACCCUCUGCUGGUUUCCCGUACUGUGCUCCUGCCGGACGGACGGAAGGGGAAGGGCUUGGACUGCGGGGACCUGGGCUCAGAGACGACGUCCUGGACGCCCCUAAGUGAGGACCCUGUCUGGGCACAGCCCUAGCAGGACGUGCUGUCUGGGCACCCUGGUGUCCCUCAGGGAAGUCCCUCUGAGCAAAGCCAGCCUUCCUGAGUGCUGAACUUUCUGGGAGUGGGGGCAGGAGCGGGAGGUUGGGGAGCGGGGCUGACCCUCCUGCUGAGCCGAAUCCUGCAGGGGUCAGCUGGUGGCUGGGAGUUUGCUCUCCAGCCUCAAUCCCACGGGGUGAAGAGCCCAGACAAGGCCACCCUGGUCCCAGUUGUCCCGGGUGACGGCAGAGCCCUCUGCGCAGACAAAGGCAGCCUGUUUAAAGCUCAGCACCCUGCCCCCGCCAGCUGCGCUGGCCCUGGAUGGCCCUGGGGACAGAUGGGGGGGAGGUUAGUCUCCUGAAAACUGUCUGCCUUACAUCCUUGCAGGCUGAGGGUUUGGUAACCACGGCGUGUGCGUGUGUGUUGGGGGGAUGCUGGCUGGGUGGGGGCCCAGCUACAGGAGAUGGGCAGCAGGAGGACUCAGGGGCUGCGAGCGGCCAGGCUCUGAACUACUCUAGGUCUGCAGACGGGCAGGGCGUGGGCAGCAGACAUGGCCUUUGUCCUCAAUGUUCCUGAGACCCCAGAGGACCUGGGCAGCCAGGAGCCCAGCCCCUGCGACGAGAGCGAGGUACACCACUCCUUCUGCCAGCUCAUCCAGGAGCAGAGUCAGUGGGCCGCAGAGGAGGGGCUGGGGCUGCCGUCCAUGGGGCCGGGGGCCGGAGCCCUGGGGGCCUCAGGCGGUCACCACCAGGCCUUCCUGGGACCCGAGGGGGCCACUGUGUACAGCUCGGCCACACUCCGGAUCCUGGCCAGUAUGCCCAGUCGCACCAUUGGCCGCAGCCGGGGCGCCAUCAUCUCCCAGUACUACAACCGCUCGGUGCGGCUGCGGCGGCGCGCCAGCAGGCCUCAGCUCCGGGUCCUGGGGCGCUCGGCCUGGCCCAGCCUCCGCCUCUAUGACCUGGAACUGGACUCCGUGACCCUUGAGGAGGAGGAGAAGCGAGUCCUCUUGGUGAAGGAGCUGCAAGGCCUGGCGGCGGCCCAGCAGGACCACCUGCUCCGGGGAAUGCCACUCAGCCUGGCGGAGAAACGCUGCCUGCGAGAGGAGGCCCGGACCCCGAGGGGGAAGCCGCGGCUGGGCCGGCCCGGGCUCCUGUCCUGCUGCAGCCAGCUCCGCUACGCCUGUGCCCUGGCCUUGCACCACCUGGGGCUGAGGCUGCUGUCAGGGCUGCACGCCCUGGUGCCCUGGCACUACGCCCUGAAGCGGAUCGGGGGCCAGUUCGGCUCCAGCGUGCUCUCCUACUUCCUGUUCCUCAAGACCCUCCUGGCCUUCAACGCGCUGCUGCUGCUCCCCCUGCUGGCGUUCAUCGUGGGCCCGCAGGCCGCCUUCCCGCCGGCGCCCCAGGGCUCGGCACCCGCCUUCACCGGCCGGGAGCUGCUCCUGGGCGGGGGCCGGUUCAAUGACACUGUCCUGUACUACGGCUACUACAGCAACGCCACCCUGAACCAGUGGUGUGCCGGUCCACUGGAUGGCAGCCAGUGUGCCCCUGAGGCGACCAGCCUGCCCUACAACAUGCCCCUGGCCUACCUCUUCACCAUAGGCGCAGCCUUCUUUAUCACCUGCCUCACCCUGGUGUACAGCAUGUCCCACUCUUUUGGAGAGAGCUACCGGGUAGGCAGCACCUUGGGGGCCCAUGCCAUCACUGUUUUCUGCUCCUGGGACCACAAGGUGACUCAGAAAUGGGCUUCCCGCCUCCAGCACGACAACAUCCGGACCCAGCUGAAGGAGCUGCUGGCCGAGUGGCAGCUGCAGCGAGGCCCCAGGAGCCUGUGUGGGCGGCUGCGCCAGCUGGGCCUGCUCGGGCUCGUGUGGCUGCUGUGUCUGGGAACCACGCUGGGCUGCACCGUGGCCGUCUACUCCUUCUCGGAGUUCCUGAUCGAGAGCCCCGUGUCUGCCAACCAGGAGGGGCUGCUGCUCGCCCUGCCCCUGGUGGUCUGCCUCCUCAACCUGGGGGCCCCCUACCUGUACCGCGGCCUGGCGGCCCUGGAGCGGCACGACUCUCCCGUGCUCGAGGUGUACGUGGCGAUCUGCAGAAACCUCAUCCUCAAGAUGGUCAUCUUGGGGAUUCUUUGCUACCACUGGCUGGGCCGCAGGGUGGACGCCCUGCAGGACCAGUGCUGGGAGAACUUCGUGGGUCAGGAGCUGUACCGGCUCAUGGUGAUGGACUUCAUCUUCACGCUGCUGGACACGCUCUUCGGGGAGCUGGUGUGGAGGCUCAUCUCUGAGAAGAAGCUGAAGAGGGGCAAGCCCGAAUUCGACAUUGCCCGGAACGUUCUGGAGCUGAUUCAUGGGCAGACCCUGACCUGGCUGGGAGUCCUCUUCGCCCCUCUCCUGCCCGCCGUGCAGAUCCUCAAGCUGUUGCUGCUCUUCUACGUCAAGAAGACGAGUCUGAUGGCCAACUGCCAGGCGCCCCGAAGGCCCUGGCGGGCUUCCCACAUGAGCACCGUGUUCAUCUCGCUGCUGUGCUUCCCGUCCUUCCUGGGCGCGGCCAUCUUCCUCUGCUACGCCGUCUGGCAGGUGAAGCCCUCCAGCCUCUGUGGGCCCUUCCGGACCCUGGACACCAUGUACGAGGCGGGCAAGGUGUGGGUGCGCCACCUGGAGAGGGCGGGCCCCGGAGUCUCCUGGCUGCCCUGGAUCCACCGGUACCUGGUGGAAAACACCUUCCCCAUCUACCUGGUGUCAGCCCUGCUGCUGGCCGUGAUCUACCUCAACAUCCAGGUGGUGAAGGGCCAGCGGAAGGUCAUCAGCCUCCUCAAGGAGCAGAUCAGCAAUGAGGGGGAAGACAAGAUCUUCUUAAUCAACAAGCUGCACGCCGUCUACGAGAGGAAGGAGAGGAGCAGGGGUGGCAGGACCCAGGAGGCUGUGAUGCCCCCGGCAGACCAGCGGGAUGCCCAGUAGGACACUGCGGGGCCGAUGAGCCCGGCAACCCUACGUCUGCUCACCGGCUCAGCUGUCCCCACGGUCUGCAGAACAGACACCAACCUGAGACUGCGGGCCGCGCCGGGUGACCCCGCUGGGACACGGGGAGGCCCACAGGACUCUGCGCCCGCCCGUGGCUGGAGCUGGAGGGUGUGCAAAAGGGGCUGGGACCCUACCCUGCCUGGGCUCUAUUUAUUCUGAUUAAAUAUGUUUUGUAAAAUGGGCGCAUCUCCUGGGAACCUGUGCACAUGCCUGGGCCUGCCCAGGUGUAUGCAGCCUCCCUCCUGCGGCCCUGCGGGUCACCCCCAGGCCUCCUGCCCCUGUGGCCCCUUCAGCCCCUCCUCCUGGCUCCGUGGGGCGUCUCUAGAUGCCUGGGCUAUUUCAAUACUGACAAACCGGGCUCAAGCGUUCAGCGUGGGGCGCCCACUGUUGGCCCAGCUCCGGAUGGCGGGACAGACCACUGCAGCUGAGGCCACCGGGAUGGGCCUGCGCCUGGGGUGUGAACCAGGCAGGCUGGCACACUAUGGGGGCGUGUCCAGGAAGAUAAGCCAGCGGCAGGGAUGCUUUCAUGGCUACGGGGUGGGGGUGGGGAUGACAUUUCCGUGCUGAACAAGCCAUGGGGAGAGGAGCCGGCCAUGCAGCAGGGCAGCCAGCACCCUGGCCUGAGU
Molecule: messenger RNA, 5967 nt
Organism: Molossus molossus (Pallas's mastiff bat)
Lineage: Eukaryota; Metazoa; Chordata; Mammalia; Chiroptera; Molossidae
Gene: TMC6
Product: transmembrane channel like 6
Exons: 21
Coding region: 2873-5278 (801 amino acids)
Cellular component (GO): plasma membrane
Molecular function (GO): mechanosensitive monoatomic ion channel activity
Source: RefSeq, a predicted model, not a curated record